Messenger RNA from Rhododendron vialii, 1425 nucleotides. Its product is annotated as homoserine kinase. The transcript is spliced from 5 exons. NCBI's taxonomy places the organism in Eukaryota, Viridiplantae, Streptophyta, Magnoliopsida, Ericales, Ericaceae. The coding region runs from base 1 to 1425 and encodes 474 amino acids. Gene Ontology annotation, biological process: L-threonine metabolic process. The record is from RefSeq and is a predicted model, not a curated record. Gene Ontology annotation, molecular function: homoserine kinase activity; ATP binding.
AUGGCUAUCUGCUCUACUCUCAGGCUCAUCUCCCCAUCUCCUCCCACAACCUCCUCAAAACCCUACCGAACCACAAGCAUCAGAUGCUGCACAACAUCCUCCGUUAACGCAACCCUUCUCAAAGCCCUAACCACCGACCCCUCCCCCGUCUUCGCCUCCGUCAGGACCUUCGCCCCGGCCACCGUCGCCAACCUCGGCCCCUGCUUCGACAUCCUCGGCUGCGCCGUCGACGGCCUCGGCGACCACGUCACCCUCGCCGUCGACCCCCACGUCCACCCCGGCCAGAUCUCUAUCUCCCAAAUCACCGCCGCGAAUGACUCCGUCGGUAAGAAACUCACCAAGAACCCUAACUUCAACUGCGCUGGCAUCGCCGCCUUGGCCGUCAUGAAGAUGCUCGACGUCCGCUCCGUCGGCCUCUCUCUCUCCCUCGAGAAAGGCCUGCCGCUAGGCAGCGGCCUCGGGUCCAGCGCCGCCAGCGCCGCGGCGGCGGCCGUCGCCGUGAACGAGCUUUUCGGCGGUCGUCUAACCGUGUCUGACUUGGUUCUCGCUGGCUUGGAGUCGGAGUCUAGGGUUUCGGGUUACCACGCCGAUAACGUGGCGCCGGCGAUCAUGGGAGGUUUCGUGUUGAUUCAGGGUUACAAUCCUCUCGAAUUGAAACGAUUGAGGUUUCCGGAGGAGAAGGAUUUGUUCUUUGUGUUGGUGAGUCCCGAAUUUGAAGCCCCGACGAAGAAGAUGCGGGCAGCAUUGCCGACAGAGAUCACCAUGUCGCAUCACGUGUGGAAUUGUGGUCAGGCAGUGGCAUUGGCGGCCUCUUUGCUGGAGGGUGAUUUGAAAGGGCUCGGGACGGCUAUGUCGUCGGAUAGGAUCGUGGAGCCGAAGAGGGCUCCGUUGAUUCCCGGGAUGGAGGCUGUGAAGAAGGCUGCUAUUGAGGCUGGGGCUUUUGGGUGCACCAUUAGUGGGUCGGGACCGACUGCUGUUGCGGUGGUAGAUAGUGAGGAGAGGGGGAGGGAGAUUGGUCAUCGGAUGGUCGAAGCAUUUAUGAAGGAGGGGAACUUGAAGGCAUCUGCUAUGGUUAACUGUCUUGAUAGAGUUGGUGCUAGGCUUUUGGGUUUUCUUUAUUUGUACGUCUGCGCUUGUGCCGAUGCAGUUGUUUUGUUCUCUCAGAGUCAUGGGGCAAAUGUUUUUCACUGCAUACGUUUCAUCUGUGUUCCUGAAUUGCUGUUUGCUAGAGAACAUUCUAUAUUUUUCAGGACAAAAAAUGGAUUGUUGGUUUAUCCUUUUACUAAUUUAGCAGAAGAACUGGUGUCGCAAAUGACCCAAUUGGUGAUGGAAAGCAGCUAUCUCCUCACUGUAUCUGAGGUGGCAAAAGCCUCCAAUUCUAUAUUACCUAUUGAAGUUGAACAUUGGAACUCAAAUAAGUAUUAA